UACGUAACUGCUAAAGAAGUGGAUGUACCAUUCGUACUUCAAAUUUGAUUUGAACAAAAGAAUGGUUUGGAUUUUGAAAGUUGGAUUGGGUUCACUGUCCUUGAGGUGUGAGUUUAUGGUGUAUAAUACACUGCAUGUGAAAUGAAUUAGAAUAGACUUUCGCAUUGAGAGGUUUCUGUUACUUCUACCACACCAAAGUUAGUGGAGCUAUUUAUCUCUAAUGGGUUCAUUUUCCGGCACUUGUGAAAUUGUUGAAGCAAGGGAAGACCUAAAUGCAGGGAAAGAUACUGGGAUACAUCAGUCCACUUCUGGAUAUAGUGUGGCUGAGAAAAAUCAGAAGCUUCCUGUGUUGAAACUGGGAUUCAAGGAUAAUAUAGAUGAUGAUAUUAAUAAGCUGUUUGAAUCAUUUACUCUUAAAUCUUCAUCAAGGGAUUUGGGAUUUUUACAAGAUGGGACAAGCCCUAAGAUGAAAAGUGCACUAAAAAAGCCAAUCACAGUGGGUGUUCCUCGGUCCCCGCGAGUUGGGACUUCUGAGCCAGUGACUUUGAAGCAGGCAUUAAGAGACCUAUGUAUAUCUAAGGCAUCAGAAAUGGCUGCAAUGAAAAGAUUAUCAAAGUCAACAGCUUCUCCUAGAAUAUCCGAGGUUGGGAAAAUACAGACAUUGUACAAUUCAGUUGUAGCUGAAGAUAGACGAUCUGGACCUUCUAAUGGUGAGAGUAAAGGGAGAACAAUUGAGAUAUCUCUAGUGUCAGAUGAAAGCAAUUCUCUUGCCUUGGAUAAAGCAUCCCAGUCUCAUCAAACUGCCAAAAGCAAUCCAUUGAGCCAAAAUGUUCAUUCUUCCAUUGCAACUACACAAAAUGAUACUGGGGCAUGUUCAUCAAGUAAAGUUGAGGUUCCAUCACAGCCAUUGGAGUCUGCUCAAAUAGAAAAACAAACAUCUACAUCUUCAACAUCUAUUUGUAACACCAAUGGAAGUAUAUUAGAGUUGCCUGAAAAUGCUUCUUCUCCUAAAAAAUUAGGAAAUAAAGCACCUGUGUCAAAGAAUGGGCGCAAAGGUAGGUUACAAACAGUGUCUUCCUCAUCUACUUCAGUAAAUGGCAAUAGAGUGUGCAAACUGUCACGCAAUGCUCCCCGAACAGUUAAAUCGGUCAUCAAGAACAAGAAUUUGGGUAAGAAGAAACUAAAUCAGGUUUCAAUUUCUUCUUUAGUUGAUCCUACACCCAAUGAAGUAAAUAACAUGUCAGUUCCUGGUACAACUCAACUCGUUUGCGAGAGAUGUUGGUGUGCUAUAGAAAAUACAAGCAAAGAAAACAGCAAAGGUAUUAUAGAAUUGGACUCUAUCAGUCCUGGAGAUGGAGUAAACUCGAGUAAUGUGCACCCUCAGUCAGCAUCAACUGGCUGUAAUAGCGGCAGAGAAGUUACGAAAGUUAAAAAGAACACCAGAUUGAAAGAGCAACUUGAAUUUUCACAAAGUUCAAAGAGUAGCCAAGGUGACCACAGUAGCAGUACAAGUACCAGUGAUGAGAGCAAUGUCAGUGGUUCUAGUUGUGGUAAUAGACCUCACAUGUCAAAGGAUGUUAGAUGGGAAGCCAUACGACAUGCUCAAAUGCAGCAUGGAGUCUUGGGCUUGAGACACUUCAAUCUUUUGAAGAAACUUGGUUGUGGAGACAUUGGGACUGUAUAUCUUGCUGAAUUAAUUGGCACAAAUUGCUUGUUUGCUAUUAAGGUCAUGGACAAUGAAUUUUUGGCAAGAAGGAAGAAGAUGCCUAGGGCUCAAACUGAAAGAGAAAUAUUAAGGAUGCUGGAUCAUCCUUUUCUUCCAACACUGUAUGUGCAGUUUACAUCAGAUAACCUGUCAUGUCUGGUCAUGGAGUAUUGUCCAGGUGGAGAUCUUCAUGUUCUACGGCAGAAACAACUUGGUAGAAGUUUUUCAGAGCCAGCAGCAAGGUUUUAUGUUGCUGAAGUCCUUCUUGCUUUGGAGUACUUGCACAUGCUUGGAGUUGUUUACCGUGAUUUGAAACCUGAAAACAUUCUUGUUCGAGAAGACGGCCACAUUAUGCUCACGGAUUUUGACCUGUCACUGAGGUGUGAUGUUAGCCCGACUCUUCUGAAAUCAUCUGAUGUGGAUCCUGCUAAGAUUUCUGGUCCUUGUGCACAAUCGAGUUGCAUUGAGCCAUUCUGUAUUGAGCCAUCCUGUCAAGUUCCGUGCUUCAGCCCUAGAUUCUUACCUACUGCUGCAAAAGCAAGGAAAUUAAAAGCUGAUCUUGCUGCUCAGAUCAGAUCAUUGCCGCAACUCGUGGCUGAGCCUACAGAUGCAAGGUCAAAUUCAUUUGUUGGUACUCAUGAAUACCUAGCGCCUGAGAUCAUCCAAGGAGAGGGACAUGGAGCUGCAGUUGACUGGUGGACAUUUGGUGUUUUUCUUUAUGAGCUUCUAUAUGGUAGAACACCCUUUAAAGGAUCUAAUAAUGAAGAAACAUUAGCCAACGUGGUGAUGCAAAGUCUCAGAUUCCCUGACAGCCCAUUUGUUAGUUUCCAAGCGAGGGAUCUCAUAAGAGGGUUGUUGGUUAAAGAGCCUGAAAACCGUUUGGGGUCUGAGAAAGGGGCUGCAGAGAUUAAACAGCAUCCCUUCUUCGAGGGCCUUAAUUGGGCCUUAAUACGUUGUGCUAUCCCACCAGAACUUCCAGACUUUUGUGAGUUUGGAGUCUCAGACAUGACCUCACAGCCACAGGGCAAGGGUGGCAAGUAUUUAGAGUGUAAAACAACUGGGGAGCAAGUGGAAUUUGAGUUGUUUUGAAGAGACUGCUCUUUGGCAAGUGUGGCAUUCUUUUUAUGGAUUCCCUUGUUUCUGGCUCUAUGCUUCAUGUGCCGAGCUGUAACAAUUAUGUAAGCCUAUGUUGUAAUUAUAACAGGUAAAAUGUGCCUUAUUAGGUGUAGUAAGUUCAGGUUGUAUGGCAACUUGAAUAGUUGAUAGUCGCAAUAUGAAAGAACAUAAAUUCCUGGGAACCAAAAAAUGCGACACUUAUUCAGUUCCC
This is a messenger RNA of Gastrolobium bilobum, 3032 nucleotides long. RefSeq names its product serine/threonine-protein kinase D6PKL1-like. The record is from RefSeq and is a predicted model, not a curated record. The transcript has 2 exons. Bases 221 to 2794 code for a protein of 857 amino acids. Gene Ontology annotation, molecular function: ATP binding; protein serine/threonine kinase activity. Gene Ontology annotation, cellular component: plasma membrane; nucleus; cytoplasm. Gene Ontology annotation, biological process: protein phosphorylation. Lineage: Eukaryota; Viridiplantae; Streptophyta; Magnoliopsida; Fabales; Fabaceae.